This is a messenger RNA of Leptidea sinapis, 1449 nucleotides long. RefSeq names its product odorant receptor 46a-like. Gene Ontology annotation, molecular function: odorant binding; olfactory receptor activity. The transcript has 9 exons. Gene Ontology annotation, biological process: detection of chemical stimulus involved in sensory perception of smell; sensory perception of smell. The record is from RefSeq and is a predicted model, not a curated record. Gene Ontology annotation, cellular component: plasma membrane. Bases 1 to 1173 code for a protein of 390 amino acids. Lineage: Eukaryota; Metazoa; Arthropoda; Insecta; Lepidoptera; Pieridae.
AUGAGCGAAUCAUACAACAGCAUAGCACCGCAUCUUUGGAAUUUGCGAUUAACGGGAUAUUAUCAGAUUGAUCCUCGCUCACAAAAAAAUUACAAACUGGCACACAGAAUUUAUAUGCGAUUUGCUUUGUUUUUAAUAAUUUUUUACACAAUUCAACAGGUGCUCAAGGUUUAUGAGGUACGGAAUGAUAUGGGCCAGAUAAUGGAAACAUUGUUUCUGUUCCUUACACAUACGGACUCUAUCUACAAGCAAAUAAUUUUGUGGCUGAGAGAAGAUAAGGUCGAAUAUCUUUUACAUAUACUGCGGGGAUCACUAUAUAAUCAGGGCAAGCCGGAACACAUUCAUGAAAUUUUAAAGAUGUCCUACAAUCUAAAACGUCUUCUUUUUUGCAUGAAUGGCAUGGCAGUAGCUACCUGUUUUCUUUGGAUUGUGUAUCCACUGAUAUUACAUAUUCAAGGAAAACAUAUUGAAUUUCCGAUUUGGUUACCUUAUGAUGAAAAUGCAGAUCCUUUUUUUUAUAUAACUGCCAUAUAUGUUUGGAUAAUUACAUCUUGGUUAGCACUUGGUAACACAUCAAUGGACGUAAUGAUAUCAACUCUCUUAGCGCAAGCGAAAACACAGUUAACUAUUUUAUGUUACAAUCUUGAAAAUUUAAUAAAAGACUGCAAAGAAGAGAGCAUAGAAGAAUCUGAGCUAUUAAGCGCUGCUUUCGAUAAACGGUUUAGAAGAAUGAUUCUUCAUCAUUUAGAAAUUGUAAGGUUUACAAAAGUCAUCGCGGAUAUUUUUGGCACCGUGCUGGCAUAUCAAUUUCUGAUCGCAGCUUGGAUUAUUUGUACAUCAGUUUAUAGAAUGGAUGAUAUUGACGUAACGUCCAUACAAUUCUUUUCAAUGGUGACCUACAUAGUGUGUAUAUUAUUUGAAACAUUUAUUUAUUGCUACUAUGGUAGUGAACUUACAUACGAGAGUAUGAAGCUCGCAGAUUUCGCAUAUGCGAUGGACUGGACUGAUGUUCCAAUAAAUCAACGAAGAAGUUUAAUUAUCUUUAUGGAGAGAGUGAAAUGUCCAAUAAUAUUUGUGGCAGGUCGAAUUAUUCCGCUGUCAAAUAAUACAUUUGUAUCGGUUCUCAAAAGUUCGUAUUCAUUCUAUGCGCUGUUGAAAAAUACAAAUGAAUAGAAUAUAGAUUUGUGCUAUGACAAUGGAUGUCUAACAAAAUAAACUGUUGGAAAAACGCUACGAUAAAAUAAUAUAAUUUAGAGCAGGUCGCCCACAAAGGUCGUAAUUUACUCAUAAAUCCUACAUCAAAUAUAUUAUUCAAUAGCCGAGAAAUUUCCUACUUCUCAAAUCGAUUAGUCCAAAACAUUGUCAUCUGACAUACUAACUCUUAAUUCGAUAUUGUUACAAAAAAUUGAAUUAUAAUACUGAAUUCAUUUAUUUUUAUACAUGCUACAA